Molecule: messenger RNA, 2396 nt
Organism: Oryza brachyantha (malo sina)
Lineage: Eukaryota; Viridiplantae; Streptophyta; Magnoliopsida; Poales; Poaceae
Product: K(+) efflux antiporter 5
Exons: 20
Coding region: 183-1937 (584 amino acids)
Biological process (GO): proton transmembrane transport; potassium ion transmembrane transport
Cellular component (GO): membrane
Molecular function (GO): potassium:proton antiporter activity
Source: RefSeq, a predicted model, not a curated record
GCUCGCUCGGACGGCGAGGGCGACUCCACCGCGCCACGCCUCGCCAACCACACCAAUCUUCCCGCGGAAUCAAAAUCGCCGACUCCGACGCGCCACCCGCAGAUCUCUCCCUCCCUCCACCCACCGCCGCCGCCGCCGCAUCCUGACCUCCACCUCCCGCCUCGCUCGGUCGGUCGGAUCCGAUGGCCCCGGCCGCCGCGGGACGGCCCUGGUCCCGCCGGCGCCGCGUCACCGCCGCGCUGCUCCUCGCGGUCGCCCUCGCGCUGCAGCUCCGCUCCGCGGCGGGGAGGCCGGACAAGGAGACGCGGGAGAAGUUCUACGGGAAACUGGUGACCAACGGCUCGAGCAACGUCUCCGGGGACGGCAGCAUCGCCGAGAUGUUCGGCCGCGUGCUCGACAAGGAGUUCUCCGACAGCGACAACCAAGAGACACCAGACAAGAGUAGCUUCAACAACAGCAUUUCAGAUCACCAAGCUGUUCUGGAGACCGUAGCUGUCAUUACACAUGACAAGAAGAAGAAUGAAUCGGAGAAGGCAAAUUCUUCAAAAUCUUUUCAAAUAGGUGACAUGUUUGGGGGUCAGAAUGAAAAUUCUGAUGACUUGGAAACUGUAAUAGAUAAGGAGGAUAAUGUUUUUGUUAUGUCAAAUCGUAAAACAAAGUAUCCAACACUUCAACUAGAUUUAAGAUUGAUUAAAGAUCUAGUGGUUAUAAUUGUUUCAGCUACUGCUGGUGGUAUCAUAUUUUCUUGCUUGGGACAGCCGGUUAUUGUUGGCUAUCUACUUGCUGGUUCUCUUGUUGGACCUGGAGGCUUGAACUUUAUCAGUGAAAUGGUUCAGGUGGAGACUUUUGCACAGUUUGGUGUGGUGUUUCUUCUAUUCGCUCUUGGCCUUGAGUUUUCGUUGACCAAGUUGAAAGCUGUUGGGCCUGUUGCUGUAAUUGGUGGUUUACUGCAGAUUGCUCUGUUCAUGUUCUUGUGUGGCCUAACUGCUGUGUUGUGUGGUGCUAAAUCAUCGGAGGGAGUAUUUGUUGGUGCUUUCUUGUCAAUGUCAUCUACUGCAGUGGUUUCUAAGUUUCUAGUAGAGAAAGGUAGUACCAAUGCACUUCAUGGUCAAGUUACAAUUGGUACUCUUAUCCUUCAGGAUUGUGCUGUUGGACUGUUGUUUGCUCUCCUUCCAGUUCUGGGUGGUGCUAGUGGCAUUUUUGGAGGAAUGAUGUCAAUGGCUAAACUGCUCCUUGUGUUAUCCAUAUUUAUAGCUGUUGCAUAUAUGAUGACUUGGUCAUUUGUUCCUCGAUUCUUGAAACUGAUGAUUCAGCUAUCAUCACAGACAAAUGAACUCUAUCAGUUGGCUUCUGUUGCUUUCUGCUUGCUGCUAGCUUGGUGCAGUGAUUAUCUUGGAUUGAGUCUUGAACUAGGCUCAUUUCUUGCUGGUGUUAUGAUCUCAACCACGGAUUUUGCUCAUCAUACAUUGGAGCAGGUGGAACCUAUUCGUAACUUAUUUGCAGCACUCUUCCUUGCAAGCAUUGGCAUGCUCAUACACGUCAAGUUCUUGUGGAAUCAUGUUGACAUAUUACUUGCAGCUGUUAUACUGGUUGUAAUAGUUAAGAGCAUAGUCGUAACAGUUGUGGUUAAAGCAUUUGGAUACAGUAUCAGAACAGCUUUUGUUGUUGGGCUAUCAUUAGCACAGAUAGGAGAGUUUGCGUUUGUGCUGCUUAGCCGUGCUUCACAUCUCCAUCUUGUUGGGGGGAAAAUGUAUCUUUUAUUACUGGGAACAACUGCACUUAGCUUGGUUACAACUCCCCUCAUUUUCAAACUGAUUCCUGUGGUAAUGCACCUUGGAAUCCUUAUGCGCUGGUUCCCCUCAGAAAGCAGUAUGCAAAAUGAGCUGCCUUUACAGGAUAAAGCAACCAUGCUUGAAGCCUACAACAGAUCACUCUAACAUGACAAAGCCACAUACAUUCAUUUGACUGACAACGAUUUAUUCGUGCAAUAACUCUUUGCACAUGCCGUGGAGCAUUGGACAAACAAUUACAUCAUUUCUUAUUGCGGCCAUACAUCUACACAAAAGCAAUGACCAAAGACAACAUUUUGACAGGCCAGGGUUCUGUUGAUAUAGCACUUAAGUUUAAAAAUUGAGUUGUACAUACUGUACAUGUUGUCAGCGUAGCAUAUUCUUUACACGGUGAGGCCCUUGGCCUUGGUUUUGUAUCAUUCUUGCCAACUGAACCUAGGACAGAAUUAGGUAGGAUUUUUGGUGUGUUGCGCUCAGAUACACAGAGCGAGUGAUGUAUAUUCAUUACCCCAUCAGAAUACCAUGGGAAGGCUACAUGUUACAAUAUAUUGUCCUACUAAGUAUGAGCUGCCAGGUGACUUGUUCUGUUCUUGUCUUAUCGACAAA